Pocillopora damicornis (cauliflower coral) is the source of this 1437-nucleotide messenger RNA. RefSeq lists its product as uncharacterized. Gene Ontology annotation, molecular function: calcium ion binding; protein binding. NCBI's taxonomy places the organism in Eukaryota, Metazoa, Cnidaria, Anthozoa, Scleractinia, Pocilloporidae. Gene Ontology annotation, cellular component: extracellular region; membrane. The record is from RefSeq and is a predicted model, not a curated record. Gene Ontology annotation, biological process: homophilic cell-cell adhesion.
AUGCCUCUGAUGAACAUCAGGAAUAGGGCAGUACAAAAUUUAAAUCCAGAGGAUCUUAAUGUUGGAAUUACAGAAAUUAAAAUUUUCAAAUCUGGCUUAGAGUAUGUAAAUGCCAAGGCUUUCCACAAUCUGACAGGCCUAAAAGAACUGAAUUUGGCACAGAAUGGACUAACUGACUUUCCAGAUAUAUCCAAGAAUUCUCUCCUGGAAGAUCUUGAUUUGUAUGCAAAUAAAAUUCAGUUGUUCAGCCACAACUUCACCAGUCUGCCAAAGGCCUUGAAGAGAAUUAUUAUGAUUGACAAUGAGAUAGACUGGAUUCCCAAUGAAUGGUUCAAUUUGCCAAACCUUGAAUACCUUGCGUUAAGCAAGAACAGGUUGAAAAAGUUUCCUUCAGCUUCCUUCAUAAACUGCCGCUCACUGCUGUACCUGUCAGUUGAUCAGAAUGAAAUUGGCAGUCUUACGGUUCCAAACAUGCAACCCUUCUUUGGAAAUGACUCUGCACUUGUUCAUCUGAAUGUGAGCAACAAUCAAAUCUCUUCUGUAACAACUGGGACAUUCUCUAACUUGAUCCACCUUAAAGUUCUUGAGUUACAUAUGAAUCACCUGGAAAUCAUUGCCGCUAAGGUCUUCUAUGAAAUACCAGAGUUGCUGCAUCUUGAUCUCAGGGGGAACAGACUGAAAACUAUCACAGCUGAAGGCUACAGCAGUCCAUUUGAGAGUCUUCCAAAACUGAAAGUGUUAAUUCUGAUGCAGCAGGAAAGUUCUUACCAAACUGAGCAUGUUAUGUUCAAUGCCUUCAAGGACCUCCCCGCUCUGGAAGAUUUAUGGUUGAACGACAACCUCUUGAGCAACUUUCCCCAUCCAGCUUUGUCGCAGACGUCACAACCAUUACCAUCCCUUAUUUACUUGCAUCUGGAAAAUAACAACAUCAACUCAUUGUCAAGUUUUGCCAGUACAGAUUUUUCACCUUUUCUUCAAGACUUCCAUGCGAGUCAGAAGAGUGUCCACAAGGCAUUUGAAAGACUUUCGACUCUGCAGAGAUUAUAUGUUCACGGGAAUGAAAUAUCCAGCAUUGAAGAGGAAGAUCUUUGGUACCUCAGUAAUGUUCAGCAGCUCUACCUGUCAAGAAAUCGGCUUUCUAAUUCUACAGUACAUGCUGAAGCAUUCAGGAAUCUAACCAGUUUAACAAGACUGGAUUUAGACAGAAACAGCUUCCAUUAUGUUCCAACUGCUGUUCAAGGGAAGAGUCAUCUUCCAGUCAUCAAUGAAUUAAGUUUGUACUUCAACUCUCUGACGUACAUCCUGAAAGGAACUUUCACAGAUCUUGAUACGUUGCGUUCCCUGUAAGUCUAACAUAUUUACUAAUCCCUGAUACACUCCUUAAAUAUAUUGUGAAAGGAAUAGGGACCAUUCCUUUUGUUGCAGUAACUUAAUAUA